ACCUGUCGGACGUUGUGAACAAAAGUGCUCGUAAGUGAAUUUACUGGUUAGAUUGUGGCGGUUAGUGCGCGUUUGUGUGUGUGGUAGUGUAGUGCAGUGUAGCGCCUUGUUGUUGUAGCAAUGCCAGUGAGCACACAUAUUGCAAAUGAAAUGGCUACAUAGCGCUUUGGGCCAGUGCGAAUGAAAUGGCCAUAAACGGAAAGGUGUAAAUUUAAUAAAUGGAAAAAUGAAAGAAUGAAAAUUUUCACUUCAAGUUUCAAUGAGAAAAGUAAAUGCAUAAUUCAAUAAGUGUUUGGGAAAAAGUAAAUGCAUAAUUGCUAGUAUUGGAAAAAUAAAUAAGCUGGUGUAGAAAAGUGUUAAAAGAUUCUGCAAAAGUGUUGAAGAAUUGUUGGUAACGAAAAGUAUUGCUUCGCGCAGCCCGGCAGUCCGUCAUCGUUAACGAAUUCGCUGGCACUUCUCUUGUUUUUGCUGCUGUUGUUGUGUUGUGAGGCGAAAUAGGUUUUAAGACCAACUUAAAAAGCAAUAGCAAUAACAACAACAACACUGGCGCAUAACAAAAUUAAAACAACAACAAUAAUAAACCAGUUUACAGCGCCUGAAUGCAAUAUUGCUUAGAAGUGUAAAUGUGUGUUCUUCAAGACUGACUUUUGUGUAAUGCUGUCGUAAGCGAAAUAAUGGAAGUUGAAAAAUUUAAAGCAAAAUAUAAAAAUAAUUAAAUAAAAAACAUAAUAAAAUUAAAAUAAACAAAAAUUAAAAUUAAAAAUAUAAAGUGAAAAAAAAAUUAAAAUUAAAAAUAUAAAGUGAAAAAAAAAUUAAAAUAAAAAUUUAAAAUAAAACACAAAUUAAAAUAAAGUUAAAAAAUUAAAAUAAACAACAAAUUAAAAUAAAAUUACGAAAAAAUAAAUAAAAAAUCCCAAAAAAUUAAAUGCAAUAAAUAACAAAAGAAAUAAAAUUUAUAACAACAACACCUACAACCGUUAUCAACGUAGCAAUAGUAAACGUGAAACAGUUGCAAAAUUUAACAACAAUAACAACAAAGCGCAACAUGCGCUUCAAACCGAGCAAUACAAUUGCAGUAAUUGGAAUGCACACCGUUGCGUGCAGCAGCGCCGUCGACAGCAGCAGCGACAGCACUAUGUCGACAACAACAAAAAUCAACACAACAAUGGCAACGGCAACGACAAGGGGGCAAAGGGCAAGUGACCAGCAACAAGGUUGCGCAAAAUAUGCGACACAGCGCGCUUGUGGUAGCAGCAGCGCGCAACGGAACUUCACUUGCGCAGCGGCUACGAAAGCGCAAACGCCGCGAACGGAAUCCGCAUACCGCCUGACAGCAUCCUUCACGCCCCGUUGCCUGUUACUCGCGUUGCUGCUUUGUUUCACACACGCUCUAGGUUUAAUUCAAUUAGUGCACGCCGCCUCGUCCGGUGUUACAAGUACGGAGGCAUAUUUCAAUGGUUCGGCCUACCUGCGACUGCUGACACCGAUGCCAAUUUGGGAUCAUUCCGCCAUAAGUUUUCGCUCCUGUCGCGGUGGUGAAAUUUUAGCUCAACAAUAUAAUAAGAACUCUUUCGUCAUCACUGUGCUGAGUGAUUUUCUGCAAGUCUCACUGGCCGGUCCGGCGGUGAUUGGCCCCAAUAACCGUUUAGAUGUUAAGCUACCCUACCACUUACUCGACAAUCACUGGCACACGCUACAGUUCAAGUACGAAUAUGGUAAUCUCUACUUGUACAUCGAUCGCACGUCGUUAGUUUUCGCGAAUUCCACGUAUAACAGCCAAUUUCUGACUAAUCAAGAUAUCGGCAAUGAGGCGGCUAUUUUAAUAUUGGGCAACUCAUUUAGCGGUUGUCUACAAGAUGGACCCGGUUUGCUCUUCAUCAAUGGCUCUGUGCAGAAUGUCGUCUACGGUCCUUGUCCGUUGAGUACCGGUCCGUGUGGCGAUCAUGAUACACUCAUGCUUGGACAAGAUAAUUAUUGCUCAAAUAAUCCGUGUAUGAGUCAUGGUCAGUGUAUACCGUUAAAUGAUGGUUACGAAUGCCGUUGUACGCCACGUUACACGGGUAAGAACUGUCAAAUCGAUAACGGUUCACCGUGUGCGCGUAAUCCCUGCGCGAAUAGCGGUAACUGUACCGAAGACGUACGCGGCGAUUAUCAGUGCAAAUGCACAACGAAUUACAGCGGACGCAAUUGUGAAACGGAAAUCAAUGUGCAUCCCGCCUGCCAACCGAAUCCGUGUUUAAAUAACGGCGCUUGCAUUGUAGCGCCGGGUUCGACGAAAGUCGAGUGCGAAUGUGCCAAAGGUUAUGCGGGUGCGCGCUGUGAGAAUGAUGUGGACGAUUGCGCUUCGCAACCUUGUCUAAAUAACGGACGUUGCCUGGAUUUGGUGAAUGGCUUCACAUGUGAUUGCCGUGACACCGGCUUCACGGGUCCAAACUGUCAAACGAAUAUCGACGAAUGCGAGGGCAGUCCGUGUAAACAUGGCGGUCGUUGUUACGAUCGCUACGGUUGGUUCAUCUGUCAGUGUCCCGAUGGUUGGGCCGGCGAGACGUGCGAGGAGCCAACGAACUGUAAGACGCAACAGUGCUUGAACGGCGGCACCUGCGUGAAUAAGACGAUCGGCUUCUAUUGUCAGUGCGCGCCCGGCUAUAGCGGUGAACUGUGCCAGCAGAGCCCACCGUGUCCGCAGUGUCCCAUCGACUCGGAGUGCAUUGGAGGGAAGUGCAUAUGUAAGCCAGGCACAACGGGCCCAAUUGGCCAUUGUUUACCAAUACCGACAACACCGCCACCACCACCAACAACAACAACAACGACGACCACAACAACAAGUACAACAACCGCAGCGCCACCACCAGCCAAUUUGGUGGUUGCUAAUGCAGCAAAAACAACAGCCGCCGCGGCAACAGCAGCAGCUACAACAACAACAACAACUGCUACUGCAGGACAACUGACAGCGAACUUAACAGCACCAACAACCACAACAACAACCGCAACAAUGACAACAGCUAGAAAUAUUGCAACAAACACGGCAACAACAACAACAACAACAGCAACAACAAAAACCACACAUAAUCCGCUAUUAUCACAUUUGGCUCAAUUGAAAGCAUGCCCCCCCGAUAAUUGCUUGAACGGUGGCACUUGUAGUGGCAGUGCUUCAAAUUUUACUUGUUUAUGUGCUAGUGGAUACACAGGUUACAACUGCGAACUGCCCGUCACAGAUGGUCCGACGAAUGUGCCAUUGACCGGCAGCGGCGGCGCCGUCGGCAACAGUCCCAUCAGCGCCGCAGUCAAUUGCAUCAAUGGCGGCAAGUGUUUGAAUGGUGGCACCUGUUCAAUGAAUGGCACACAUUGUUAUUGUGCCGGUGGCUUUUCGGGCGAUCGCUGCGAGAAAGCCGAACCUUGUACGGCGCUCAAUUGCCAAGAGCCAAUGGUAUGCCAGUUGAAUAAGUGCGUUUGCCCGGAGAAUAAGAUUUGCACGGCUUGCUCGGCACAGCCGUGUCGCAAUGGUGGCGUCUGUACGGAUCUGUCGAAUGGCGAGUACACGUGCAGCUGUACGUCUGGCUGGACGGGUCGUACGUGUACGAAGGAUGUGGAUGAGUGCGCCUUGGAUCCGAAUAUUUGUGGCAAUGGCAUUUGUAAGAAUGAAGAGGGCUCGUACAAGUGCUAUUGUACGCCCGGUUUUACGGGUAAACACUGUGACUCGGAUGUGGACGAGUGCUUGAGUCAUCCGUGUCAGAAUGGCGCGACCUGCAACAAUAAGCUGUUCUUUUUUAAAUAUGGAAAACAUCGGAUUUUGAGACAAAUCAACGCCUACGAAUGCGUUUGCCAGCCCGGCUACACCGGCAUAAAUUGCGAAAUCGAUAUCAACGAAUGCGACAGCAAUCCCUGCACGAAGGGCUCGACUUGCAACGACAUGAUCAACAAUUUCACCUGCUCCUGCAUACCUGGCAUGACGGGCCGCUUCUGUGAGAAUGACAUAGAUGACUGUAUCUCGAUGCCUUGUCAACACGGCGGCCAUUGCAUAGACGAAUUGGGCGGCUUUCGUUGCGAUUGUGCUAACACGGGUUAUGAGGGCCAACUCUGUGAGUUAAAUAUCGAUGAAUGCGAAUCGCAACCCUGUCAAAAUGGCGCUGCUUGCAUAGACGAUGUAAAUGAUUACCGUUGCAAAUGUUAUCCGGGCUAUACGGGCAAGAAUUGUGAAAUCGAUAUUAAUGAGUGCGAAAGUAAUCCGUGCUUGUAUAACGGUAAUUGUUUGGAACGUUCGAAUAUGACACUAUAUGCGCAAAGUCAAACAACGGAUUUGCCAGAGUUCUUCAGGCACCAAUUCUCCUAUCAGAACGCGAGCGGAUAUGAAUGCGUUUGUGUACCAGGUAUUAUGGGCAAGAAUUGCGAGACCAAUAUUAAUGAGUGUGAAACGAAUCCGUGUGGCAAACAUGGCACCUGUAACGAUGGUAUCGGCACGUAUACCUGCGAUUGUGACCCGGGCUUCGAAGACCGACAUUGCGAGACCAAUAUCGAUGAGUGCGACCGGUAUCAACCCUGUGGCGCACACGGCACCUGUAUCGAUGAGAUCAACGACUAUACUUGCGAUUGUGAUGCUAAUUACGGCGGUAAGAAUUGUUCGGUGCCAUUGAUAGGUUGCUUGAGCGCACCAUGUCAAAAUGGUGGCAACUGCAAGCCAUAUCUAGUCAACGAAACCGAGCAUCUUUUCAACUGCACGUGCCAACAUGGUUUCCAAGGAGAUAUUUGUGAGAAGACAACAACGAUUUCAAUGGUUGUGAGUAGUUUAAUAACGGUGAAGACGCAACGUGAGGAGGGUUAUGAUAUAAAUUUACAAUUUAAAACCACAUUACCCAACGGUGUACUAGCUUUUGGCACAUCGAUCGGACACAAUGAACCCGUUAGCUAUAUAUUGGAACUGAUUAAUGGUCGCCUGAAUUUACACUCUUCGCUGCUUAAUAAAUGGGAGGGCGUCUUUAUCGGCUCUAAAUUGAACGAUAGCAAUUGGCAUAAAGUAUUCGUGGCUAUAAAUACUUCGCACCUGGUACUUUCAGCGAACGAUGAGCAAGCCAUCUUUCCCGUGGGUUCGUACGAGACCGCAAAUGGCAGUCAACCGUCAUUUCCGCUCACGUAUUUGGGCGGCACAAUACCGAAUUUGAAAUCAUAUCUACGCCAUCUGCCGCAUCGUCCGUCGAGCUUUGUCGGUUGCAUGCAGGAUAUUGUCGUUAACGGCAAGUGGAUCUUCCCCGAGGAGCAAGGCAACGAAAUAGAUACGAAUUUGACAAAUAUACAGGCCGGUUGUCCGCGCAGCGAGCAAUGCAUACCGAAUCCGUGUCAUUCGAAUGGCGCAUGCACGGAUUUGUGGCAUACAUUCUCGUGCACAUGUCAGCGGCCGCACUUCGGACACACCUGCGAAUACAACAUAACUGCCGCCACAUUUGGCCACGAGAAUACCACACAUUCUGCUGUUGUUGUGGAGACGAACGACUCGGCUCGUCGUGCCAUACGUUCCAUACUUGAUAUCUCCAUGUUUAUUCGCACACGCGAGCCCACUGGUCAGGUCUUCUAUUUGGGUAGCGAUCCCAAGAAGAUCACACCAAAGGGAGCAACUGACACUGGCGAAUCAUAUGUAGCCGCCGAACUGCAUGGCGGCGAAUUGCUGGUAAAAAUGCAAUUUAACGGCACACCCGAGGCAUACACUGUCGGCGGCAAUAAGCUUGAUAACGGCUACAAUCAUCUCAUUGAAGUGGUGCGUAAUCAGACGCUCGUACAGGUCAAACUCAAUGGCACUGAGUACUUCCGUAAAACACUCUCCUCCACGGGUUUACUCGAUGCGCAGGUGCUCUACCUCGGCGGACCACCAGUUGGCGAGCAAACACAAGCGCCAACAACCACAGGUACAGAUCCAGCGUCAGUGGCGCCCGAAGAGAAUGUCGUAAAUAAUGAGGUCGAUGAGAAGGACUACUUCAAAGGUAUCAUACAGGAUGUGAAAGUAAGCAAUGGCUCACAUACGAUGAUUGUUGAACUGUAUCCCUUGAAUGAAGAUGACUUGAUCUUGCCGCCCUCGUUUGGUGUGGUUACUAUCGAUCGUACAUCGGUACUGAAAGGUGAAGUAACCGAUGACUUGUGUCGUAAGAAUCCCUGCAAGCACAAUGCCGAUUGUCGGAAUACUUGGAAUGACUAUGUAUGUACCUGCCCGAAUGGUUAUAAGGGCAAGAAUUGUCAAGAGAUCGAGUUCUGUCAACUGGUCCAGUGUCCGGGUAACAGUAAAUGUCAGAAUCUCGACGAUGGCUAUGAGUGCCUGACGAACAUCACAUUUAAGGGCAAUGAAAAGAAUCCUUUGGCGUUCACUUACUUCGUAGAGCAAAUGCCGGAUGAACCGAAAAUGUUGGUGCAACCGGUUAUAGAGAUUGCCUACAGAACACGGGCUGGUGGCACAUUAUUUUUCAUAGAAAAUGGUGAGAGCUUCUUUGAAAUCGGCGUGAAUCAAGGACAGGUGACGGUUACUUGGAAGUUAAAUCAAGAGGCGUUUGGCGAUACCAAGCGCUUUACCAAAGAUACAUCCGAUCCCAGCCUUAUGGAGAUGACAAACGAACCCGGGUGGAACCGUAUUUAUCUACGCGCGCAAAGCGGCAAACUCGAGGGCGGUUGGAAGGGCUGGGAGAGCAUGGUCGAUCCGUCGCCAGCUUUCUCUGCAGACAUCGAUCAACAGGCUUUCCAAGAACUACUCUCCAGCGACACUCAGGUCUAUCUCGGUGGCAUGCCCACUGAUAGUCGGCAAGCGCGUGGCAGCAGUUCAGCACAGCAGGGCUCUCAAUUCAAGGGUUGCUUGGGUGAGGCACGCGUUGGCGAUCUCCUGUUGCCUUACUUCUCGAACGCCGAGAUGUAUCCACGCACUGAGAACGUUUCGGUGCAACCUCACUCACAAUUCCGUCUCAAUUCGACCAAACCGGAUGAGGGUUGUGUGCUGUGCUUUAAUACGGACUGCAAGAAUGGUGGUUACUGUAGCUCACCGUCCGAGCAGUAUGCCUGCACGUGUCUGCCUGGUUAUGAGGGGGAGGACUGCGGCACCGAUAUAAAUGAAUGCCUGAAUGCGACUUGUGAAAAUAAUUCCACUUGCAUUGACAAAGUGGCCGACUUCCAGUGCCGUUGCUUGCCGGGCUACGACGGUCGCUUGUGUGAGCAUAACAUUGAUGAGUGCGCCUCACAGCCCUGUCAUAAUGGUGGCAAUUGCACAGACCUAAUUGCCGCCUUCCAUUGCGAUUGUGCGGAGGAAUAUGCGGGUGUGCAGUGUGAUUUCUUGAAGCAGGUCACCUGCGAUAAUUUGCCCUGCCGCAACGGUUCGACUUGCGAGGAUGGAUUUAAUGCUAAUACCAACAACAAUUUCACGUGCAACUGCUUGCCUGAUUUCGAGGGACCCUACUGCGAUGUGCCUUUCUGCGAAACGACGCCGUGUCAAAACGGUGGUCUCUGCAUAUUCGCCGAUGCCUACACACCACUGUGUCAGUGCAGUUUGGGUUAUAUGGGUCACCUAUGCGAAAAGGAUAUCAAUGAGUGCGAACCCAAUCCAUGUCUCAAUAAUGGCAUGUGCCACGAUCUCAUCGGCGCUUAUCAGUGCAACUGCACCGGCACCGGCUUUGAGGGCAACAAUUGCGACAUCGAUAUCGAUGAGUGUGCAUCGGGCAUUGAGUACUGUGGCGGUUUGGGACGCUGCAUCAAUUUACCGGGUUCAUUUAAAUGCAUCUGUCAGGACUCCUUCUGCGGUGUGUAUUGCAACUUUACCGAUCCGUGCAAGAUUGGUGAGGGUUCACCGUGCAUGAAUGGUGGCAGCUGCCUGGAGGCAUGCGGCGAUGAAGCGGACUAUACGUGCACCUGCAAGGCCGGCUAUGAGGGCAAGGACUGCACGCUGGUGAUGGCCGCCAAAGAUGAGGGCCCCUCCACUGCCGAUAUCGCCAUCAUUGUUAUACCCGUGUUGGUGGUGUUGUUGCUUAUUGGCGCGGCGCUGUUGGGCACAUUCUUGGUUAUGGCGCGCAAUAAGCGUGCGACGCGCGGCACCUACAGCCCCAGCGCGCAAGAAUACUGUAAUCCGCGUCUAGAAAUGGAUAAUGUGCUGAAGCCACCGCCAGAGGAGCGUUUAAUUUAGUCGUUGAAAGUUAGUUAGCCUUCGUUUCUUUUUACAUUUUAUUUAUAGUUAAUGUUGACUUGGCACGUAAGUGAUGUAUGAAAGAAGUAAAACCGUUACUAUGAAGUCUUUAUCCGCCCAUUAAGUAUAGUUAGAGUCAAGAAUUAAGUGUUUAAGCGUACUAAUUAUGAAAUAUUGCUCACUAAAGCGGCUUGGAAGGCAUAAAGCGCUUUAAAAAUAUUACACUUGCUCUUAAUUUCAUGCAUUCGUUCGAUUUGAGCGAGUUGAAGCUAGCGUGUCCUAUCCUUGCGCCUGCUAAUAAGCAGAAAAGCUGCUUAAAAAAUGCAACCCUGGCCUGAAAAGUAAGGAAAAACAAUAUUUAGCUAACGGGUGUCAAUUUUUGGAAAUUUUGGCGUAGAUUUAGGGUAAAUAAAUAAAUUAAAAACUAUUUAACUUUAAAUAAAAUUAAAAUAUAUGUUUGAUAUAAUGUAACUAGUUAGCUCAGACAACCUGUUUAUGUGCUCAGUUCAAACACAGCGUACUUCAAUAGACAUAUACAUACAUAUUUAUAAUGUUAUGCAAAAAAAAACAUAAAAAAUAAUUAAACAAAUAUUUAUAGUUAUAUAGUUGUAAGGUUUAAAACCUCAGUAUUGUGUUUGAAUGCCAAGUGAGCAGUAAAAUUAUUUAAAAAAAAAUAUAUAUAAAAAAAUUUAUAUACAAAAUAUUAAAAAAUAUAUAUAUUUAAAACAAAAUUAGAAAAUAAUCGAAGAAAAUUUAAAAAAUAACAAAAAUGUUAAUAUUUAAAUAAAGCAAAAUUUAAUAUUUUAUGUUUAAAAAUUUUAAAAAUUAAUAUAUAAAAAUUUAAAAAUAAAAAUUUAUUAAAUUAAAAAUUAAAAUUAAAAAAAAAAUAAUUAAAAAUUAAAAAUUUUAUAUUUAAAAAUUAAAAUAAAAAAAUUUAAUAAUUUAAAAAUUAAAAAUCAAAAAAAUAAAAUGAAAAAUACAAAAUUUAAUAAUUUAAAAAUUUUAAAAAUUAAAAAUUGCCUACACAAUAUUCAAUUGUUGAUCAUUAUUGCGAAAAAAAAGAAAAAAACAAAAACAUUUGUGUAAAGCAAAAUCCUCACUGUGGACUUCCAAACAAAAGUGCUCUUGAAAUCAAAUUUAUGUAUUUGUCUAACUAAUUGUAAGCAUAAUUUAGCGUAUUUCCAAUACAUAAUGCGCGGUAAGCUAGAUACCACGACUACUACAAUUACAACAACCACUCGGUGGCCUUAUUUUGUGUAAUCGUAUACCUUUAAUUCAAUUCGCGUUACCGUUAUUUAGAUUUUUUAUCGUAUAUUUACUUAUUAUGUUAUACUAUACAUACAUACAUUUAUUAAAAAAAUACAUACAUACAUAUUUAAAUACGUUAACUUAAGAGACUGUAUUAUAUUAAAUCGACUAAUUUAUAUUUAAACUUAAUAAAGACCUUUAAACAUUACAA
This is a messenger RNA of Bactrocera neohumeralis, 9599 nucleotides long. RefSeq names its product protein crumbs (gene crb). Gene Ontology annotation, molecular function: Notch binding; calcium ion binding. NCBI's taxonomy places the organism in Eukaryota, Metazoa, Arthropoda, Insecta, Diptera, Tephritidae. Gene Ontology annotation, cellular component: protein-containing complex; plasma membrane. Gene Ontology annotation, biological process: heterophilic cell-cell adhesion; establishment or maintenance of epithelial cell apical/basal polarity; Notch signaling pathway. The record is from RefSeq and is a predicted model, not a curated record. The coding region runs from base 1046 to 8140 and encodes 2364 amino acids. The transcript has 18 exons.